CCUAGGAGAAAGCUUGUCUCCGGGGUGUGGGGACUGUAUGUGGAUCUCCAGCCUCCUGGCAGCAAUUCCGAGAGGCGAGAAGAAGUGUGGCUUGGCCCAGGCUGUGCAGAAAAUCCGAGGGUCGCGUGACAUCUUGUUCGAGCGGAUCUGGCUCCGGACUACAUUUCCCAGACACCCUGGCGGGUAUAGGGCUGACCCUUCACUCGCCUGCGGGACCCUAGGCCUCCGGGGAAGGGGAAGUGCAAGGUAUUCUCAACUCCAUAUGGUAAGAGUAUGUUUGAUUUUGUACGAAGCUGCCAAGCUGUCUUCCAAAGUGGCUGUACCAUUUUGCAUUCUCACCAGCAAUGAAUGAGAGUUCCUGUUGCUCCACAUCCUGGCCAGCAUUUGGUGUUAUCAGUGUUCUGGAUUUUGGCCAUUCUAAUUGGCCUGCCUUCUCAGAACACUAUCCUUUUCCACGAGAACAGCCCCAAAGAGGAGUGAUCAUCUCCUGUAAUACUGAAAGCCAUGGCCCAGGGAUCAGUGAUGUUCAGUGAUGUGUCUGUAGACUUCUCUCAAGAGGAGUGGGAAUUCCUGGACCCUGCUCAGAGGGACUUGUACAGAGAUGUGAUGUUGGAGAACUAUAGCAAUCUGGUGUCAGUGGGACUUUACAUUCCUAAGCCUCAAGUUAUCUCCUUAUUGGAACAGGGGAAAGAGCCCUGGAUGAUUGGCAGAGAGCUGACAAGAGGCCUGUGUUCAGAUCUGGAAUCAAUGUGUGAAACCAAGUUAUUAUCACUAAAGAAGGAAGUUUAUGAAAUAGAAUCAUGCCAGAGGGAGAUGAUGGGACUUACAAAGCAUGGCCUUGAAUACUCCAGUUUUAGAGAUGUUUUGGAAUAUAGAAACCACUUUGAAAGACAAGUGGGAUAUCAAAAUGGGCAUUUCAGCCAAGAAAUAUUCACUCAUGAAUACAUGCCCACAUCUAUUCAACAGACAUUCUUUACUCUACAUCAAAUAAUUAACAGUGAAGAGAAACCAUAUGAAUGUAAGAAAUGUGGAAAGAUCUUUAGUCAGAAUUCACAAUUUCUUCAACAUCAGAGAAUUCAUAUUGGCGAAAAAUCUUAUGAAUGUAAGGAGUGUGGGAAAUUCUUUAGUUGUGGCUCACAUGUUACUCGACAUCUGAAAAUUCAUACUGGUGAAAAACCCUUUGAAUGUAAAGAAUGUGGAAAGGCCUUCAGCUGUAGCUCAUACCUUUCUCAACAUCAGAGAAUUCAUACCGGUAAGAAACCCUAUGAAUGUAAGGAAUGCGGGAAGGCUUUUAGUUAUUGCUCAAAUCUUAUUGACCAUCAGAGAAUUCACACUGGUGAAAAACCGUAUGAAUGUAAAGUAUGUGGGAAAGCCUUUACUAAGAGCUCACAACUUUUUCAACAUGUGAGAAUUCAUACAGGUGAGAAACCCUAUGAAUGUAAGGAAUGUGGCAAAGCUUUUACUCAGAGCUCAAAGCUUGUACAGCAUCAGAGAAUUCAUACAGGUGAGAAACCCUAUGAGUGCAAAGAAUGUGGCAAAGCCUUUAGUAGUGGCUCAGCACUUACUAAUCAUCAGAGAAUUCACACUGGGGAGAAACCCUAUAAUUGUAAGGAAUGUGGGAAGGCUUUUACUCAGAGCUCACAACUUCGUCAGCAUCAGAGAAUUCAUGCUGGUGAGAAACCUUUUGAAUGUCUUGAAUGUGGGAAGGCCUUUACUCAGAACUCACAGCUUUUUCAACACCAGAGAAUUCAUACAGAUGAAAAACCAUAUGAAUGUAAUGAAUGUGGAAAGGCCUUUAAUAAAUGCUCAAACCUUACUCGACACCUCAGAAUUCAUACUGGUGAAAAGCCCUAUAACUGUAAGGAAUGUGGAAAGGCAUUUAGUAGUGGCUCAGAUCUCAUACGUCAUCAGGGAAUUCAUACUGAUGAAAAGCCCUGCCGCUGCAUGGAGUGUUCCAGAGUCUUCAACUCAGAAUUUGCUCUGAGAAGGCACAGGAAGGACCACAUGGGAAAGAAACCUCACACAUGUGAGGAAUGUGGGAAGGACUUCAGCCGUAGCUCCAACCUGUCCAUCCAUCGGCGAAUACACACAGGCGAGAAGCCCUACAGAUGUGGUGUGUGCGGGAAGGACUUCAGCCGCAGCUCCAACCUCUCUAUCCACCAGCGCAUCCACACAGGUGAGAAACCCUUCAGGUGCUCUGACUGUGGCAAGGACUUCAGCCGCAGGGCAGCCCUGCAGAUCCACCAGAGUGUCCACACAGGAAGGAAGCCCCAUGCCUGUAAGGUAUGUGACCGGGGCUUCACCUCACGCUCUACGCUGGCACGACACCAGCAGGACCACGCAGGAGACAAGGCUUAUGUGUGUGACACAUGUGGCCGGGGCUUCAGCCAGAGAGCCAGCCUCUACCUGCACCAGCGUGUUCACACUGGGGAGAGGCCAUUCCGGUGCGAGGCCUGUGGGAAGUGCUUCAGCUGGAGCAAGGACCUGGGUAUCCACCAGAGGGUCCACACGGGAGAGCGGCCCUACAGGUGUGAGGCUUGUGGGAGGGACUUCAGGCAUCGCUCGGCCCUCAAGAGGCACCAGAGGGUGCACACAGGGGAGAAGCCCUACCCCUGUGCUGUGUGUGGGAAGGGCUUCAGUCAGAGAGUCCACCUGCAGACGCACCAGAAAGUGCACUGUAGGGAGAGGCUUCCAGGAGUGGGCUCUGCACAUGCAGGUGCCUUCCACAGCCAGGGAGAGUGCCAGGGCAUGGGUGCUGAGGUGCACAACAUGGAUCAGGCUUAAUGAUGUAUGGCAUUUAUUAGUAUUUAUACAGAAAAGAGGACAGAUCAACAGCACUUAGAUGGAGAAAUAGAACAUUUUCAGCCCUCCCAAAAGACCUCUGCAUGCUUCUUUCCACUCACUACCCCACAAAGGGAGUCACUAUCCUGACUUCUAAAACCAUAGAUUGAUUUUGCAAGUUAUAGAAUAUCAUAUAAGUGGAAUUACACAAUAUGUAAUCUUUCAUAUAGAACUUUAUUCACUCAAUGUCUGCAUCCAUGUUGUUGCAUGUAUUCAGGUUCAUUCAUUUUAUUCCUGAGUAGUAUUCCAUUAUUUGAAUGAACCACAGUUUGUCCAUUCACCUGUUGAUGGACGUUUACAUUUGGGUUAUUUCCAGGUUUUCCAGGUUUUGUUCGUUAUGAAUAAAGCUGCUGUGAGCAUUUGGGUACACAUCUUUGUGUGGACAUAUACUUUAAUUUCUCUUGGGUAUAUACUUUGGAGUAGAAUUGAUGGGUAUUUUUUUUAAUUAUUUAUUUUUUAAGAUUUUUUCGAUAUGGACCAUUUUUUUAAAAGUCUUUUGAAUUUAUUACAAUAUUGCUUCUGUUUUAUGUUUUGGUUUUUUGGCCACGAGACAUGUGGGAUCUUAGUUCCCCAACCAGGGAUUGAACCUGCACCCCCUGCAUUGGAAGGCAAAGUUUUAACCACUGGACCACCAGGAAGGUCCCUUGAUGGGUAUUUUAAAACUUGUAAAAAACUGGGCUUAAUUGUCUUGUACGUUGGAUUUUUACAUGUACUUGGAAAAUUUCAAACAAAUACAGAAAUGGAACAGUGUAACAAACACUCAUGUCCCCAUCAUCUAGCUUCAGUAAUCAAUUCAUGAUGAAUUUUGUUUAUUCUAUUCCAUCCUGCUCCCUCACACACAGUCCUGAAGUAUUUUAAAGUAAAUCCUAGACUAGGAUAUUGUGUCAUCUUUAUACCUUCAGAAAAUAAAGAUUUGUUUAAAAUGUUUUUCCAAAGAAUCACUCUGUUUAAAAAUUUUUUUUAUUAAGGUAAAAUUCAGAAAACAAAAUUCACCAUUUUAACCAUUUCAGAGUAUAGUAUUCAAUAGUUUUUAAUAUAUUCACAAUGUUGUACAAUCAUCACCACUGUCUGAUUCUAGAAUAUUUUCAUCAGGCCAGAAAGAAACCCCAUUACUAUUAAGCAGUCACUUUUCAUUCUCCCCCUCCCCCAGCCUCUGGCAACCACUAAUGUACUUUCUGUUGCUAUAGAUUUGCCUAUUCUGGACACUUCAUAUAAAAGGAGUCAGACAAUA
This is a messenger RNA of Lagenorhynchus albirostris (white-beaked dolphin), 4072 nucleotides long. It is a transcript of the gene ZNF383, whose product is annotated as zinc finger protein 383. Gene Ontology annotation, biological process: regulation of DNA-templated transcription. The transcript is spliced from 7 exons. Bases 505 to 2784 code for a protein of 759 amino acids. The record is from RefSeq and is a predicted model, not a curated record. NCBI's taxonomy places the organism in Eukaryota, Metazoa, Chordata, Mammalia, Artiodactyla, Delphinidae.